Molecule: messenger RNA, 2589 nt
Organism: Alternaria infectoria
Lineage: Eukaryota; Fungi; Ascomycota; Dothideomycetes; Pleosporales; Pleosporaceae
Exons: 2
Coding region: 1-2589 (862 amino acids)
Source: RefSeq, a predicted model, not a curated record
AUGGGAGCCCAGGCGCAUACGAUGUCUCCACCGAUCGCGGGAUCGCCGGCAGGUAGCGAUACGUCGUCUCCUCACAUUACGUUCACGGCGAGCACACCACCUGGACUGAACCCGUAUACGCCUACCUCUAUCCAACCACCCAUGGCUCACCAACCGCAAAAGCGCCCACGAUCAGAAGAUGAAUCGCAAGAAGCGCUCGCAAAGCGCGCCCGCAACGACUCCAUCACAACCUCGCAAGAGCAGCGCUACAACUCCAACAAACCCGCAAUCGAAGCCUGGUGCAAAGCGCAGCAGACGCACCCCAAAGCACGUUGGUACGAGAAACUGCACGCUUGGGAAACGAAUGGCUGUCGCGACGUGCGACGUAAGUCACCCUCAACAACAUCACCACCAACUCCCGCUCCCAUCACACAAACCCCCGGAAUGGACUCGCCAGCCGAGAUCCUCGCCAUUCGACGGAAAUGGGGCGACACAAAACCUGACCGACGCGUACAUCCCCUCGACAAAGCCCCCGUCCCCGAAUAUCCCACCGAAGACUCACUCGCGGUGUGUACAAAGAGGCCUGACGGUCUUUACAAGUGCCUACACCCUGAGGGUAGCCACCACAAGUGUUGCUCGGAAGGUCUUACAGAGAAGAACAAGAAACAUGCUAUUGGCAAGCAGAUACGGGCGUGGAAGACGAGGGUUGAGGAGAUGGUGCUUAAGGGGGAACUGCAUGUUGCGCAUAAGACGUGGGGGGAUUGGAAUAAGAAGUGUAAGGGGGAGUUUGGGGGGGAGGUGGGGAGGUGGGAUGGGGUGUUGGGGGGUGUACAAGGAAGGAGCAAAGGGGGGCAAGGACUUGGGACGCCAUCUCCUCGUCCUGUAGCGUCGUCAGUUCCUCGUCUUGCAGCGGCGCCUGCUCUGAGGACUCCAGUCGAGGCUGCCCGUCAGGCUAGUCCACAGGGAUAUGCGCCACAGCCAUUCGUUCCAUCCGCGUCGCCGACUCAGCAGAUGUCCCCGUUGCAACAGAAUACACCCGCACACGCGACAUCGCGGCAGUUCCAGCAUCAGUCUCCACCGCAGUGGCCAGUUCAACAUCCAGUCGACACGGGCAAUACAGCGAGGUCACCAGCCCAUCCUGUGUAUCACCCGCAAUCUCAAGCGCAACCUACCUUCACCACUUCGCCAAACCGAGCUUUCGCCACCUCGGCCAUAUCAACAAGUCCCGCUCCAGCAGCAAAGCGUCAAGCCGGCGAACCUGCAUUUGGCUACAAUGGAUUGCCUCCAAAUGGAUCACAUCGACAGCAGGAACUUGCCAGCUUCUCUCCUCAGCGCAGGUCGCAGGAGCAUACUGCGAUUGCAUCUGCAACAGCCCCCUCUUUCGCUCACCAUUUGGCGCAAUAUGCAACAUCGCCGCCUCAGACACUGUCGCCAGUCGCCUCUGCGCAGCCGGAUCAUCAUGGUGACGAUCUGACUACACCACACUCUAUGAAUCGAAAGCAAGAGCAGCGCCAACAGCAACAGCAAGCUCCGAAGCCAACUCGCAAUGCGAUUCGACAGCAAGCUGACGUUCAGCUGCCGCCAUCAGGCGCGGCGACAAACCGUACAGUUGGACCAGGUCCAGCACCAACCCAAAUGGCUACAAGCCCAAGCACAGCACUAAAGCGCACUUCCGCUUCCACCAAUACCCCAAAGAUGUCCUCCACCACCCACACACUCUCGCCGGACAAGUCUUCCACGCUUGCAGCUUCGUCGCCUGUGGCACAGAAACCUGAUGUAAACUAUUCACCGGCAGCGAUGCGCAUGCUGCAACAGCAGAUCAGAGACCGUGAGCCUAUUAUGCUUGGCGGACUGAAGAUCACUAGGGAUGAUGUGAACAGCAACAUGAGUGGCUGUGUAAGACGACUGGCGACGGCACUGCGAUUGGACGCUGAGGAAGUUGCAAAGAAGGAGGCAGAGGCAGCUGCAAAGAAGUCGGUCGAAGAAGCUGCACGGAAGGAAGCCGAGGCAGCUGCGCGGAAGCAAGCUGAGGAGACUGCGCGUGCCAACUCGAAGGACGCUUCUCAAGGCCAAGCUGAAACUACCGACGAGAUUGCGGCUCUCGCGGUCUCAAACGACAACGAAGGCCACGAACUAGACUACCUCUUCUCCGACACCCCCAUCAAUCCCACUCACAGCCACCCCAUCGAUUUCGGCAACGUCAACGACUACCUCUUCGACGACAGUACCGACAGCAACGAAUGGAUUAUGCCCGACCUACCCCCCAACUUCGGCAAAAUGGACCUCAUCGGGAUGACACAACGCGCCUUCGCCGAGGAACCCUCACCCUCACAGCCAGAAGAGCAACCUGAGCCUGAGCCAGAAGAAGACACACUAGCCGACCUAAGCUACCCAGAAGCCUGGUUCAUAGAAGACGUCGAGGACUUCGUGACCAGUGGUCCGCUUCCUGAGUGGAUGCUACGGCCUACGACGGACUUCACUUUGCGGGAGAUGGAGAAGAUGGAGAAGAUGGAGGGUUGGGAUAAGGAUAUGGUGACGCCUUCGGAUCCGGAGGAGUGGUUGCAGGCGACCAGGGCCUGGCAGAAAGAGAAGAAGGCGGGUGCGCGUUGA